This is a messenger RNA of Paramecium sonneborni, 1521 nucleotides long. Lineage: Eukaryota; Ciliophora; Oligohymenophorea; Peniculida; Parameciidae. The record is from the annotation of a GenBank genome assembly.
CUAAUAUGAGUUGGAUAACCAUUAAUAGUUAAAAUGAAGGACCAGGAGGUCGAUGGGGACAUACCAGCAUUACUUUAGAUGAUAAAUUAUAUAUUUUUGGAGGUUAUGGUAUAAACUUAUAAAUAUAAUUAAGAUGGCAAUUAUCUAAAUGAUUUUUAUACUUAUGAUUUUGAUCAUAAUUUAUGGCAACUUCUAUAAUAAAAUGGAUAGAUACCAGAACCUAGAUCAAAUCAUAUUAUGUUUAUUAAUAAUGGAACUAUUUAUAUUCAAGGUGGUGGAGGUUUAUCUAAAAAUCGAUUUGGCGAUCUCUAUUCAUUAAAUAAUUAAACUUGGACUAAAUAAAAGAUUAAUUUAAUACCUAGAACUUAUCAUACAGGUUGUGUUGGUGAUAAUAAACUAUUUAUAUUUGGAGGUGAAUCAGGCAAAGAUUUAGAAGAUUUAGAAAUCAUUGAUUUAAACAACUAUACAUAAUUUACUGUUAAAAUUUAAUCUUAACAAAAACCAGAACCUAGGCGUUUUGCAACUCUUCAAUAUUAUAACAAGUAAUUAAUUUUAAUUGGAGGAUGUACAUAAUCUUAUAAUCCUACUCCAUCAAUCUACAUUGCAAAUUUUCAAGAAUAAGAAAAUUAUGUAAGUAUUUAUUGGUCUUAACUUAAAAUUUAAUUUUCUAAAUGGGGUCAAUCUUGUAUUUUAUUUGAUGAUUUAUUCUAUUUAUUUGGGGGAAGAGAUGAUAAAGAUUCCGAUGAACUUUACUCUUUUGAUUUGUAAAACAGUAAAAUUUAAAUCAUUAAAAAUGAGAAUAAAAUUAAAGCAAGAAGGAAACAUUGUGCAUCUAUCGUUGGAAAUUCUUUAGUUAUAUAUGGUGGUUUUAAUGGCAAAUAUUAAAAUGAUUUAUGUUUCUAUGAAUUACCACUUAUUAAUACAGUGCCACUAUCUGUCGAAUUGCCUUCAAAACCUUACGAAGAAAUACCAUAAUACCAAUUUGAAAACUAUUUUCAAUAAAACAAUGGAAUUCAUUUUUAUAAUGAUUAAUAUGAUUGCUUAAUCUAAACAGAUGAAAAAUGUUUUGGUGUAGAUAAAUCAGUUCUCAUCAAUACUUCUGGAUACUUUAGAGAACUUUUCUAUGGAGACUAUGCUGAAGGUUAAUUACUAUAAGUUGACUUAUCAUAUAUAGAUCAUAAUGCUUUCGCUAUUGUUUUGAUUUUCUCAUACAAAAAUAAUCUAAUACUUCCUAUUCUAGAUAAAGAAGAACUAUUUAGACUACUAGAACUAUGUGAUUAUUUAGACAUGGUAUAAUUAAAAGAGAAAACUUAAUAUUAUAUAGCUUAAACUGUAGAUAAAAAUACAGUUUAAGAAAUAUACAAUCUCUCUAUUGAACAUUAAAAUAAUUAGUUAUAAAAUUUUUGCGCUUUUAAGGUUUCAAAAUUGAAAAUGCCUCUAUAAGAAAUUGACAAUAUUUAAAGUUAAUAAGUAAAUAACAUGAAAAAAAUUAGAAAAUUAUCAAUCGUUAAUGAAUAAUGA